GCGAGAAUGCCUUGGGUGUUCAGCGCCGAUGCAAGUCGCUGGUGCGAGUUGUUGUCACCUGGAGCCACCACGCCAAUGCACCUCUCAUGUUGUCGGUGGCCCAAGCAAUUGAAGCUAAGAAAUUCAGUGCGUGAAAGCCGACAUGGCAGCAGCUCGAUGCCUCACACCUCCAUAGUCUUCUCCACCGCAAGACCAUGGACCUGUGAGCAUCAGUCGUGGCUAGAGCAAGGGCGACAACUUCCUCGUGUGGCAACCCACGUGGACGCGCCAUCCCAUAAAAUAGUUGCUUCAACGAUAUUAUCCGGAUAAAGAUGUAUUGACCGGAAAUUACCAACUGAAACGUCGCGCGCUGAUUUGGUGCCGCGGAUGCCGGCGGCCGUCGGUGGAAGUUGAUGUAUUCGCGCAAUAAGAGCCUCUUCAUAAAUGACAUUCGCUACACCGACCAGAGCUCCGCACCGCCCUUGCUGAAAAGCGCAACAACGCAUGGAAUGACGUCGACCGAAGAGGAGCGCACGCAUUCACCGAAAGCCACCCAAGGAAACAAAGUCCGCCAGCUGCGAAUGUUGCCGCAGAAACGUCAACCUCGUCCUUCCCUGCCGACAAGGGGCGGAAACCACGUCCCCGACACAUUACCCUUUCCAACAACACUUGUACCUACAACGACAAAACAGCCGCACAAUCCCAUCACCAAGCACACUCUGCAAAGCAGACGAAAGGUCUAUGGGGUUCCCCCCAAAUCAACGCUGCACGAGACCGUCGCUGCGUCGAGGAAGCGCCACCUCGAUCCGUUGGACGCGCGUACAAUCCAAGCAGCUCUGCAGCACGAUGUGUCCGAGAUUCAGGAUACAAUGCACCGCGUGGCCAAGAACAUCCCGAUCCAGUUCCUCAUGGAAACAAACCACCGCGACUUUGCGCUCCAAGUCGCGACCGAAACAGUGUGGCGCAUCUUGGUGGCCAACUGGACGUUGGCGCAAAGGCAGGCCAUGCACCAGUGGCUGAAGUGGACGCUGCAAGCUCGACAACUCGAUCAUGUAGCCAAGCGUCAACUGCUCGAGAAACAAGCCGGCCUCGCGAGGUGUUUGCACAUCGCCCAGUCGCGGCUCCAUCGAUUCAUGCAAACAAGGUUCUACAUGUGGCACGGCGAAGCGAAUCGGCGAACGAGCGAGCUUCGUGUUAACAUGGCGCUGUCUAUUCAGUGUGCAUGGCGCCAGAAGCUUGCACGGCAUGCCGUGGCGCACAUCCAUGCCCGACACGAUCGAAUCAAGCAGCACCAUGCUGCCACUUGCAUCCAGCGCCGCGUCCGAGGAAUGCAGGGCCGGCGUCGUGCCAGUGGCGUGGCCUACGCCACAUUGACCCGAACCAGUGCUCGAAUCAUCCAGCGGGCGUUCCGGCGAUUCAUGGUCGCGCAGCUCCACUGGCGCCAAGUGAAACAACUAAGGGCACUGGACAUUCAGCGCGUGUGGCGGGGAAUGGAGGGGCGACAACGAGCAGUGGCCCGUCGGCAGGUCGUUCACGCCACUGCCAUCGACUUUUACAACGCGGACGCAGCAGCAUCCUUGAUCCGAUGCACGUCAUACCUCUGUGCCAUCCUGGCCAUUCAAAGGUGUAUCCGGCACCACUUGGCGCGGCAACACGUUACCACGGGACUGCAAACGCUGGCACGUCGGCAGCAAUGCUUUCCACGCAUUCGUCUUCAACGGUCGUGGCGGCGCUACCGGCGCGCGGUUCUCGCCGGUGCCGUGGAUGACGUCGUGCGCACGCUUGUUGUCAUGGCCAAACACCUCGCAAGAAAAGUCGUACAUCACUGUGCAAUGCUCGCCCGAGCCAAGCAACGGCAACGUGCCACCGCCAUCCAAUGCCUCGUUCGGGGAGCCCUCGCUCGCAUGCACGUAAACGCUGCACAACGCGACACGUGGACGGCGCUGGACCGUCAGCUGCCUCGUUGCGACAAAGCGUAUCUUGAGUGGGACGUCCUUACCGCCGUGGAACGCACCAAGUGCGUCGUCGUGUGGCGGCGAAAGGUCUCUCGGUGGCGAGAUGCAUGUGCAACGGACAUCCAGCGAAUGUUUCGUGGGCAUGCUGUCCGCAAGGUGUACCAAGUGCGACAGCGUGCAUGUGGCGAGUUGCGGCACUUGCUGAAUCGCCCGGUGCACCGAUAUCUGCGGCGGCUCAAGGCCCGCCGGGUUCGGGGCCGAUGGAGGCGCCACCACCACACAACCCUUGCGUCGACUGUGCUUGCGUGGAAAGGCAUCACGCAGGCCCUCCAGCGUAUCAAGACUCUCCGGCACAGCGAACGGCAGCGCCACGUUGCGCAAUGGCACUUUGAAAAGAAACAGCGGCGACGGAUGCUGUAUCACUGGGGCAACUGCGUGCGAGUCCAGCAGGGCCGUACACAUCGAGCGAUGCUGGCCACUCAUUUUUCCAACCGGCACAUCUUGACACGGGCCAUGGAGCAAUGGAGACGUGGCACGCUUGUGGAGAUCCUCCAGCACAUUGUGUGCAAGCACGCGAUGUUGGUGGACGUGUUCCAGCGGUGGGCAGGUCACACAGCGCUGUUGAAGCGGGCGCAUCAGCUGCGGAACAAAAUCCACGGACGCAUCAAGGCCGAUCUCGUAGAGCAUUGGAGGCAACUCCACAUUUUGCAUCACGUCCUUGGCGCCAUCGCGAUCGAGCACGCGAACCGAGCCCUCGCUCGAUCUCACUUGACGGCAUUGCGAACCUUGACUAGACGACAUCUUCUUGUGACCAAGCGUUGCAUUCGAUUGGGAUCGCGAGAUGGCGUCCACGCGUGGGUGGAAUGGGUGGGCGUGCUGCAAUUCCACCGAGCGCAGCGGGAACGGGGGCGGCUCUUUCGCAUUCGCCACCUCUUUGCGCAGUGGCAAACGCUUCCAGCUCUUCAAAACGCAGCAGCGUGUCGUCGACACCGCUUGGACAUGUUUGCAAAUGCGUGGAAAGCAAAGCGAGCACUGGUGCAAUGGGUCGAUCGGACCGACGUCGCGCGAGAAUACCAUGUUCUGCAUGGCAAGUCGCAAGGGCUGUUUUCACGCACGUUCCGGCGGAAAGCAUUCGCAGAAUGGUACAAACUGUGGGCCGAGACAGCUGGGAAGCGGCGCAUCGCGAGCGCGCUUCGCGUCCAAGCCGCGUGGCGCGGUAAACGCGGACGGCGGCAGUUUGCCAAGGCCAAGGCAUUGCAUCGCUACAAGAUGGCCAAGCGCAUUGAACGAGGGGCUGACUCUCCCGAAUGCACAGUGGACGGCAUCACAACGCUCCUGCAGACCAAGCAGUGGGUGAUUCUGUACGCGUAUUUGCCUUGGGAGCCACCGACACUGCCGCAGCGACGGGCAUUCUGUACGAUCGCCACCAAGCUGCACCUCAAGCGCGACAUCGUGUUUGGCUUUUGCGACGCGACCCAACUCGACCCUGGCACGAUGGUGAGCCUAGCGACCCGCCUCAAGCUCAAGUCGCGGCUGCCAUCCAUUUCAGUGUUUUGGCAAGGUCGGGGACCCGAGAACGAAACCCUGCGCGAUCCCGCGCGGCGCAUCGCUCGCAGGUUUACAAAAGUCGACAUGCAAUUCCAUGGCUUCGUUGCCAUGACGUCGGAUACGCUUGGAGCGUUUGUCGACCAACUUUUUCAAAAUGCCCAGCACGCUGCAGCCACAGAUAUCCAAGCCAUCUUGCGAGGCACCCUGGUCCGCAUGCGAAUCUACUACGCAAGGCAAUACCGCCACCGCAAUGUUGCAACGUCGAUCGUGUGGUGGUUCGUCCGGCAGUGCCGACGGCGGCGGCAUAAGAAUGCGACCAAGCUCGAGCGGUGGUACCGGCGCCGAAUGGCGCAACAUCGAGCGUGGAACACGGCCAAGGCGCGUAUGGUCGAACUGCGCAAACCGGUUCAACUGAUUCAACGCGUCGUGCGGCACUACUUCAGCAGAGUUCAGUACGGACGAGCCAGGGACGAGCGACGAGCGACGCCGGAGCUGUACCCCCACGCUGCGUUGUGCAUGACGUGCGAGCGCCGCGUCGGCAUGACAAAAUGCACCGACUGCGACGAACCGUACUGCGACGACUGCUUUGCAAUGUUUCACCAACAAGGAAGUCGCGCCGACCAUCGCGCUGUCUCGAUGGACUUUAUUGCGAUGGACAAGAACUGGUGCAUGUGUCGCCGGUGCCAUGUUCGAUCUACUCGACGCGUCUGCGUGGAAUGCAGGAUCGGGCUGUGCAUCUUGUGUUUUGAAAAAGUCCACUCGAUGCGAUCUGGCCUCCAUGGCCACCGCUUUCGUCGCCCCGUCAAGCUCGUCCUCGACGAAACCAAACGCAAGACGAAGCGGCGAUUCCAAAUGCCCAUGUUACUCUGCUCCGACUUGGCGCAAGACGUUAUCACGCAGCAUGGAUGGCCCACAAAGAGUCGCGUUGAUGCAGCGGCGGCAGCCGUCGAAGCAGCUCGACUCGCCGCCGACUCGCGCGAACGCCAGAUCCAAGCGAUCUGCGCCAUGCUGGAGAAGCCCGUCCUCGAUGCAUUCCAAGUGUACGACCCCGACCACGAAGGCUUUAUCGGCAUCGGCGAGCUGCGGAUGCUUUUGACGCAGGAGCUGUGCAUCCCGGUCCGCAAGCGAGAUAUCCAAGCGAUUGUGGCAAACAUCGACAUCAAUCACGAUGGUCACCUCGGAUGGAACGAGAUCGUGCGGUGGCUGGCAGUUCAAGUGGUCGACGGCACCUUUCGCGGCCCCGUUCGUGCGGUCCGACGAAGUCAAUUGCGCGUGCACAAGCGAUAUCGCAACGCGGCGCAGCGGUACCGCGAGUUCCAGCGCGCCUUCCACGGUCGAUUCCCAUCGCGUCGCGCGAAGAAGCGCAUGGUGUCGCUGUACCCUGACGUGGGCCAACUCCACCCCGUCGACGACUUUCAGCGAAAGAAGCACGUGUUUUACCGGUUCCUUCAAACUGAAUUCGCCAUGGCUUGGAUCUUGGACGACAUCCACGUCAUCGACUUGGACAACCAGAUGAAAGUGUUUGCAGACGUGUUUGUCCCGCGGUGGAACGCUGGCGCGUUGGGCUACGACUACUACUACGACGGCGUCACAUUCGAGCACAAAGCAACGCUGUUUGAGCAAAAAUGGGAUCGCGACCUCCACAAGUAUGUGUUUUGGAACGUGGCGACCCACGACGCGCACUUGGUCGACCCGCGGAAGGAAGACGUGCUGUACGCGAUGGCGUUUGACGCGUUCAACGAAGUCGACGUCGACGGGUCGGGCGACGUCGACGUGAACGAACUCUACACCUUGCUCAACGAAAACCUGUGCGAGCCCAUGCCAAUGCACCAAGUGAUCCAAGUGAUGCAUUCGAUCGACCAGGAUGGCUCGGGCACCAUUAGUUUCCACGAGUUCUAUGCGUGGUACGGGUCCGAAUACAGUCAGCAGCACGUCAAGUCGGUCAAGCAUGACGGGUUGAAAAUGGCGCUGCGGACAAGACGCAAUGCCAAGCGACUAGCUGCCAAGAGCUAUCGUGCGGGAGUGAAGCACGGGUCGAUGAUGAUUCAAGGCGUGAAGAACCGCAUGGAACAGCGGCGACUGCAAGCCGACUGUGCCAACGCAGACCCAGAAAUGGUUGAGCUCUUGAUGGAGGGCUAUGAGAAGCACAUGGUCCAGAAGGCGCUCAUGAUGAGCCACAACGACGUGAACAAGGCUCGCGACUGGCUCGCACACAAGAAGGAAGAAGCUGCGUUCGAUGCGGCCAAGAAGCGAGAAGAGCUACGACGCCGCCGCCAAGAGCAACUGCAAGUGCUGCGUGCAGUUCAAACGUCGACCAAACAAGGUCUCGUCAGCGUGGCAUCCGCGAUCAAGGCGAUGCUGUUCGGAAAACCCGCCAACGGAGACGCAGAAGUCGAUGCUAUUCUGAAGAACCUCAAGAUGGAGAUCGAUGGAGCGCGAGAGAUCGUCCAAGACGAGCUGGACCCGCAGUACUGACAAGGGCUGGCCAGACCACCCACGCAUAUACGUGUCAGUCAAAGCGUCGUUGUUUCAAUCAACCUGCGUGAAAUUUCUCCAUCUCGCGCUCAAUCUUGGCGCGUUCGAGGCCGUCGUCGUCGCUGCCAAAGACCUGCGCCGACAUGUACUCAUCCCAGUCCAUGUACCACACCGUGAGAGCAUAUCUGCAAAACGACUGAGCCACACUUGGACAUGCAACGAGACGUACCUCUUCACAGUGGUCGGUCGAACUUCGUGCGGGUUGCGACCGUCCGAAUAGAACAAGAGCAGGCGGUCCAACAGCGGAGUCACGACAUGAGCGUCGUCGCCGUGGUAGAGGACGAGCUCGCCGCCGUGGGGUAGCUCCCAUGACGGAUUCAAAUACAAGAUCGCAGUGACCUGCCAAAGCCACGAAAAAGGUUGAUGUUCAGCCGUGGAGA
Messenger RNA from Aphanomyces invadans, 6397 nucleotides. RefSeq lists its product as hypothetical. The record is from RefSeq and is a predicted model, not a curated record. Lineage: Eukaryota; Oomycota; Saprolegniomycetes; Saprolegniales; Verrucalvaceae. The coding region runs from base 393 to 5957 and encodes 1854 amino acids. Gene Ontology annotation, molecular function: zinc ion binding; calcium ion binding; protein binding. The transcript is spliced from 25 exons.